AAAAGAUUUGCCAAAAACGUUGGCCACCAUUAUUUAUAAUAGUGUUGCCUUUCGUAACGAAUUAAUUGGACUCGUAAGUGCAAUGAAAGCAAUUUCCGAAGGUUACAAACUAUUUAUUGAAAUCUUCAACAACGAUGACUCCAAGGAUUUGGCCAUAACAGAAUACCGAAGAUCCAUUGAAAGAUCUUAA
Messenger RNA from Ambispora gerdemannii, 190 nucleotides. NCBI's taxonomy places the organism in Eukaryota, Fungi, Glomeromycota, Glomeromycetes, Archaeosporales, Ambisporaceae. The record is from the annotation of a GenBank genome assembly.